GCUCGAACCAUUGAUAGCGUGGGGGGUGUUACUGUAUGCGUCCUAUUUAAAAUGAGACUUUUAGCCGCCGGUGAAGAAAAACAAAAGAGCCAGAUACAUUGUGAACGAAAUGUAUCCGUUUCUUACAUUGUAGCCAGCGUAGUCUAACGAUUUUGGUGCCCUCGGGAAAACGUUACGGGCUAGUCCAUCUGUAGCCAACCCCUGAGUUACCGGUGUUCUGUGACUCACCAAUCUUUUAGGUGCCGGCUUUCUAUAACCUUCAGAAGUACAAAUAGAAAUGAGGUGUAUCUUGUCUAAAUGUUCUAAAGCUUUUUAAAUGGCUCGGUUUAAUUAUUAGUGCUAUAACGUUAGGUGAAAGGACUACAUUUAUUUCUCUGUUGGACUCAGAACAGUAAAGAAUGAAUUCAGCUCGUCGUUGUUCGACUUUAUUGAACCAGCUGUGUGUUUCCCCGCGGGGCGGAUCGACAACCAGGCGACCGUUUUCACCGGGACCAUGGUGCCAUCGCCCCGGUGUCGGAGCAGGGGGACUCAACGGGACCGUUCUCCGACCGAAACCGAGCGGAAUAUCCACCACUGCGGCAGCAGCAGUUUGUCCAAUGGGGGGGAACAGCAGCAGCAGCAGCAGCAGGUUAUUUGGUACACUGGCCCAGUCGCUGAACAGUGCACCCCUGGUCCAACCAGGCCCAUACACGGAGGAGAGCCCAGAUCAUGACCCGGACCAAGACCUGGCUGCGUUAGACCCGGACCAGUUGCUCAGAGAAUGUGAGGAGGCUCUGCAGAGACGUCCAGCUCGGCCACACCGGGAUCUGGUCUAUCCCGCUGGCACAGUGCCGUGCCACCACAAGCGCAACCCCUCCAUACGGGUCAUGCAGUGGAACAUACUCGCCCAAGCUCUUGGCGAGGGGAAGGAUGAGUUUAUCCGCUGCCCACUGGAUGCUCUCAACUGGCAGGAAAGGAAGUACCUGAUCCUGGCGGAGAUCCUCACCUACCGACCUGAUAUCCUGUGUCUACAGGAAGUGGACCAUUACUAUGACACUUUUCAGCCAAUCAUGACCAGCCUAGGUUACCAUGGCAGCUUCCUGCCCAAACCCUGGUCUCCCUGUUUGGGUGUAGAGCAGAAUAACGGCCCUGACGGCUGCGCUUUGUUUUACCGUCGCUCCCGCUUUUCCCUCCAGGCCACAGCUCACCUGCGACUGUCAGGCAUGAUGCUGCCCACCAACCAAGUAGCUAUCGUUCAGACACUGAACUGCCGGGCAACAGGCCGACAGCUGUGUGUGGCCGUCACUCAUCUGAAAGCUUGUAGUGGCUGGGAAAGGCUGCGGAGUGCACAAGGUGCUGACCUGCUGCGGAGUUUACGCAACAUAACAUCCCUGGGUGACUUUCAGAGCGAGGUAGCAUCGUCCACAAUCCCUUUAGUAGUUUGCGGGGACUUUAAUGCAGAGCCCUCAGAGGACGUUUACAGAUGCUUCAGCUCUUCCGCCCUUGGCCUGAACUCUGUUUACAAGCUGCUGAGCUCUGAUGGACAGACGGAGCCGGCCUAUACCACGUGGAAGAUCCGCGCCUCUGGAGAGAGCCGCAGCACGUUGGACUAUAUCUGGUAUACCCAUGAUGCUUUGAGUGUGGACUGUCUGUUGGACAUUCCCACUGAGGAGGAGAUUGGGCCAGACCGCCUCCCCUCCUACCACUACCCAUCUGACCAUUUAUCACUAGUCUGUGAUAUCAGUUUCAGGGAGGAUGUAAGCUGCCAUAGCAGCUCUGGACCAAUAGGAGGACUGAGUGAAUGGACUGCUUAUCCCGAAACAAUAAUGAAGUAAGAGUGUGGAAAGUAAAGGGUGCCAGCUCUGUUUAAAGCCAGCAGCCAGAGGGCGACCUCACGGCAGGGCCAGUGAAUACUGAUUAGUGCAUCAUAAUGCAUUAACAAUAUAGUCAUAAUGGGGAGCUUAGGAAGUUGUAUUAGACAAUUUGACAUCACUUGUGCUGGAAAAAACAAUGGAUAGUGUCUUGGCAAUGACAUUUGAUUUCAUAAAGUUGCAUACAGGUGGGUGGGGUUUAGAGUCCCACUGGAGUCCAUCUCCAGUGCGUUUGAGCUCUUACAAAUUAAUGAAAAUUGCAGCUAAGGUGUUCAUUUGCUGAAGUUUGAACACUGGAAACCAGCUGCUGGUUUUUUUUCUUUUCUCAAUACACACACAAGACUAUUAGCACCUUUUCUUAAUACUUUCAAAUCAAAUCAAAUUUAUUUAUAUAGCACUUUAAAAACAUCCAACUUUCAGUUGGCUAUACCAUAAUCAACAGCCUUUUCCUUUAGUGUGUUCAAAUGAAUUACUUUGCACCGCAGUAGUCCUCGAUGGCUCUUCAGUGUGACAUUGGUAAUCAUGACAGAGUUGUUGUUGUUGUUGCUGCUUUGAACAUGAGGAGGAAUGUUAAUUUAUUAAAUGAUUAUUUUUACUCUUAUUGUGUUCUGUUUGAAUUCCUGGCUAAGCACAGUUGACUGUUGUGAAUUUAUUAAUUUUGCCUCAGCGCCCACAGGAAAAGCACAAAGCCUUUAUAUACACUGAUUUGAUGGUAGUUUGUAGUGUCAGUUAACUAAAGACUGUUUUAACAAUUCUUCCAACUCAGUAACAGUUUGUUUGUACGUCCUAUUUCAACACCCGUUGGCAUGUUUUCUUAUGCUGCGAUGAGCUUAGGGCCAUUGUAUGCAGUGCACUUAGUGCUAUACAUUCUACUGAAGGACUGGCAUCAAACACCAGGUAUUUAGCAGAAGUGCUUAAUAUGGAUUUUCUCUCCUCAUUUAAAACUAGUGUAGAUUAGGUUUUUCCUCUGACAAUGUUUUCUGUGCCAACAAGUCUAUUUACAAAGGCUUCAGAAGGUAUCUCCUUUGUAUGUUCGUGUUGUAGAUUUAAUUUUAAGAUUCAUGACAUAAAAUCGCUAUUUUGUAGCUACAAUGCUCAGAUUUCAGUUUUUGAUUUUUAAUAUCAAAAACUUCUACAACACUGUGCAA
Molecule: messenger RNA, 2998 nt
Organism: Monopterus albus (swamp eel)
Lineage: Eukaryota; Metazoa; Chordata; Actinopteri; Synbranchiformes; Synbranchidae
Gene: nocta
Product: nocturnin a
Exons: 3
Coding region: 399-1814 (471 amino acids)
Biological process (GO): circadian rhythm
Molecular function (GO): poly(A)-specific ribonuclease activity
Source: RefSeq, a predicted model, not a curated record